UUUAACAGUAAUUAUUGCUCUUCUUCAAUCUUACUGUGACCCUGAUAGAACUUGUUAGUUUAGGUUAGACAUGGCAAGCACUAAAGACAGAAACACAGUCUUCUACCGGAUAUACCCCAACACCCUCCACUCUGACCUUGAACAGCUGCGACUUCAGUGUCUACAAACACUAGGCAGCGAUAUUGAUGUUAUCUGGAAUGCAGAGAGUUUCUCCCUGAGUAUAGAGGACCACAGUACCCUACCCUAUCUACAUGGUCAGCUGUGGUUUGAUAAUGCGCUGGAAGAUGAGUGGUAUGUGCUGUGGUUACUACAGAAACUAACCGCAGAGUUACCACUGGUUGCUAAGGUGUGGGAUGAUGAUGGUGAGUUUAUCCUGAUUGAGGCUGCAGAGGUGUUGCCAUCUUGGUUAACCCCUGAUAACAGUGAUAACAGAGUGUUUGUGUACGGAGGUAGAUGUGUGUUGAUCCCUCAACCUAGUUCACCCGCUGAGAUGGGAUGUUUUCCUCAGAAUGACGUGACUGUUGAACAAGCGCUGAAGUGUGUUGGCAAGGUUGAAAUACCCUCGUGUGUGAAGCUGAAUAAGACAAUCAACAGGAGACUUGCUCAGUUUCCAACCAGAAGUGUUCACAAGAUAAAAUGUGUGUUACCACUUCCUCUAGCGCACGCUUUAUCAACCUCACCGGCUCUCAUAUCCUCUAUAAUCAGCAUCUACCUGUACUCAGACCAGCGCGAGAUCCAGAGCGUUACCAAGAACAGGAGACUGGACUGGACAGACACGUGUGUUACUAACCUGAACCUCACGCGCUGCCAGUACGCGCAGUUGUACAGUCAGCGAGUGACCACUGCUAGCGCUUGGAGUCACGCGCCUGUAGGACAUGCAGACCACACAGCAAAGCAGCUCGGUCUCAAGAUAACAUUAGGUGCUGAGUUGGAGCUCUCUAUUGCAGCUGAUGAGACUGUCACCGACAAAGAUUUCAGUAAAUAUUUGAGCCGUUUGGAGACGUUUGGCUACUUUGCAGGUAACAUAGAAGACUCACGAGCGCACACAGAACUGUUGAACAGAGCUAAGUUGUUCUACCGAGCGUCCCAGAAACAAGACAGUGGUUCAGUGUGGCUGGGGAACAGCAGGGUGUUAAAAUCUCUAGUCACACAAGAUCCUGCAACUUUUCCUAAUUACAAGGAGAGAACUGUUACAGAGAGUGAGGAUGACUCCUGGAUGGACGAGAUGCCGCAGGAUAUUCAGAAGUGGUUUUUAAAGGGACGACAGUUUGAUAACAUGACAUCUGAAGGUAGUAAGAAACAAGAAGGGUCUACAAAGAGACCUGAUGUUGAGGAAAUGAACACUGAGAAUGUGUUACCAGAUAUAAACACGCGCCUACAGGGCUUCAUUAACAAGAUAUCAUCCCACGAGGGGGCUGAAGUUCCCGACUCUGAGAUAAACUUCAAUGUUGACGACUUCAUGAACUGUUUGAGGGAUCUGAAGGAUACAAUAGACGAGGGUGCACGUGACAGUGACAACACGUCCUCUUUAGACUCCAGCUCUAUCAGACUGUCAGAUGAGGAGAUGCAGGAGUACAUGAGAGAUAUUGACGAGCAGCUUAAAGCUACUACUUUAUCAGAGACGUUUAAGAAGGACGAGGAAGGGGAAGUGGAUAUUGAUUUGAAUCUUGUUUCUAAUAUUUUAGAGUCGUUUUCAGCAGAGUCGGGGUUGUCAGGACCUGCUUCUAGUGUCCUCGCGUCGCUAGGUGUUCACUUACCGAGAGACAAUGAGGAAACUGCUGGAAGCUGAUUUUAAACUAACGUUUUAAGUUAUUUGUCAGACGAUUUUUUACUACAUAGCUUCGAAAAAUAUUUCAGUCGAUCGGCUUUUUUAUUG
Bolinopsis microptera is the source of this 1876-nucleotide messenger RNA. Its product is annotated as protein ecdysoneless homolog. The record is from RefSeq and is a predicted model, not a curated record. NCBI's taxonomy places the organism in Eukaryota, Metazoa, Ctenophora, Tentaculata, Lobata, Bolinopsidae. Gene Ontology annotation, cellular component: nucleus.